AUGGAAAAUGUUCAGGCUAGCCCGUGCGAACGCGAUGACGUGCAGACUACGGCGGCAACAAAAGCCGUCAACAACACCGGAGUGCGUCGGCGCAGGAUGGGUGAAGUGUAUCCAAUCAUGAAGAACACAAUCUACUCUGAUGAGGAGUGCGAUGUCGUGGUGCUCAACUCGUGGGACUGCGGCACGCUAUUCAUCCGCUACCUCAAUGGCCUCUUCCAGUACUUUGUGCGCAAUCCCAAGCCGAUGGGGCUCAUCCUCACUACGGCGAUCAUUCUACUCUUUUUCAAGUACUCUCAGCAGGUUGUUGUGAAGGCGGUAAACGCUGCUGUACGGGCGCACCCCGGACUAGAGCCGGCCGACACCCUCCGCAGCGCCGUCAUGUCCUUCACAGAGGAGCUGCGCGGCCUUGAGCAGGUAGUGCAGACCAUCGGUUGGGCCUACAUGCGCAAUUCUGUGAUAGGGUAUGACAUCAACACCUCCGCUGACACCACCUUCUUCUCGCUCGUCAGCAGCUUCCAAUCGAGCUUCACAGCCAACGUGAAGACCUACGUCGCGUACACUUUGCCCAGGGCAGCCUCGACUGGCUUCACGAGUGCCCACUGGGGUCAGAUCGGCUGUGCCUCCGAAGACAACAGCAGCUCCGUGUGCUUCUACGUGGACGAAGACGGCACAGCUAGGCCGUGGAACACGGUUACAAACGCCAGCGACGGCGGCCCCUCGAUGAGUGGCGUGUACAUUGAGGGGUGCAUGCCUGACCUACUCUCCGUAGCAACCACGGCCACCAAGGGAAGCACUCUGGCCGCAUCGGGGGUGUGGACUCGGGCCUCCAUGACAUGCAGCAUCUUCUCGCAAAAGCCUGUGCGCACAAUUACCUACCUUCUACCCAUCGCCUUCAACGCCGAGGGCUAUGCGACUUCCAUGGCCGGCAUAGACGUGAGCGUAGGGCUGCUGAUAAAUAGCGUGAGGGUGACGGCCACGCCAAACAUUGAGCUCGUCGUCGUGGACAAUCGCUACAGCGCCAGCGAAGGCGGGCAGUUUGUGUUCGACUCCUUCAACGAGUCGAUUUUUUGGUCGACCUCGUACGGGGUGCUCAAUGCGCCGGUCAGUCGUGUCAGGGACUUGGCGGAAGCGAUUUGGCGUGAAAACGACGGCACCCUGGCAGUGAACGGGUCCUUCUACCAAAACGGACUCAUCUAUCAGUCGUUAACGAUGAUGUCGCACUGGACGCUGAUUGCCAGCUCGCCGCUGGCUCUCUCUGUGGCGGAGGUAGCUGCCACCCUGAGUGCCUUCGUGAAGGAGAGCAAAGGUAUCGCGGCUGCCGUGUCAGGCCUCUACCACGACUGUGAGAUAGCCGCCACCAAGCAGCAGAACAGUAUCACGGUGGAAUCGUUUGGUCAGAUUGAAUUCGCCUUCGGCAUACAAUUGCACUCACUGUACACGCCCUACGUGCUUGCUGGCGCCGAGGAGGGCAGCAGCAGUAGCUCGUGUGCGUCCUCAAAUGCGACUGCCAAAAACACUGACCCUCAGGCCUCUUUGCACUCGUUAUUCUCCUCGGCAGCGGCAGCGUUCCGUGGUGCCGGCGCCACGAACAACUCCCUGCACGAAUUCAGCACUGGCAGCGGAAGCGUCAGCCACGUGUCGUCGUCCCCGUCUGCGCCGGCACAGUCAUUGGUGCCGUCCUCCGCCGCGAACGCUGCCAUAGCAAUUCCUGUGGCCUCAACCGACAGCAGCGGGAAGACUAUGGAGGAGACGGUCGCACUUCCAGCGACGACAGGGCGUCGUCCGGUGAAUAUGUUUGGCGUUGAUGCCGCCUGGAGCGCUAGUGGCGGCAGCGCCGCUGCAGCAACAAGGCACAAGUGGGGCGUGUGCGGAUGCACCUACUCGUCCUCUACGCAGAUGACGUGCUUCUAUACGGACUCGAACCAGCUGGAGACCUUCUUCGAGGGGUCGGUGUUCAGUGACUCCGCCAAGGACAAGAUCGAGACGAGGAAAUUAAGCACCUCGCUUCACGGCACCUUCACGAAGCAGUACAUUGAGGGCAACACGGCCACUGCCGGGUUCUGGACAAAGCCGUACCUCCGCACCGAUACCACCGGAAACACGUCUGUCAUCGUGAGCUACGUGUACCCAAGCGUAUACGACAGCAACGGCUACGUGACGCGCGCUACCGUUCUUGAUACAACCGCAGGGUGGAUGGCGAGCACCCUAAAGGUGAAUCAGCAUAGCGGGACGACAGCGUUAUACCUGAUCGAUCGACGCGACGAGGGCACCUUCCUGGCAUCCAGCACCGCCGCGCACGCGGUGAAUGCGAUGUAUACCGCGCUGAGCACGCCAGACCCGGAGUUCAACCGGAUCGCGAGCGCCGUGUACAGCACCGCCGGCAACACCUGGGAGCGAUCGUUGUCGCUCCAGAUGGGAUCAACCUUGGUAAACUACCAGGUCUUGGAGGGCCAAUGGGGCGUCAUUGAGGUUAUGCCGGGGGAUGUGGCGCUCCAGCGCUAUCUGCCCACUCCGGCGGUUACCGGCGCCACAGACGCACUGCGUCUGCUGCCACACGAGGAGACGGUGCAGCUGUUCCUCUACGUUGGUAGCAUCCUCCUCGUCUUCUUCCUGAACCUGCUCAUUUUAGGCUGCAGCCGACUGGGUCAACAGUGA
This is a messenger RNA of Leishmania braziliensis MHOM/BR/75/M2904, 2655 nucleotides long. RefSeq lists its product as hypothetical. Lineage: Eukaryota; Euglenozoa; Kinetoplastea; Trypanosomatida; Trypanosomatidae. Bases 1 to 2655 code for a protein of 884 amino acids. The transcript has a single exon. The record is from RefSeq and is a predicted model, not a curated record.